Messenger RNA from Solanum dulcamara, 2733 nucleotides. Its product is annotated as cullin-4-like. The transcript is spliced from 17 exons. NCBI's taxonomy places the organism in Eukaryota, Viridiplantae, Streptophyta, Magnoliopsida, Solanales, Solanaceae. The coding region runs from base 106 to 2592 and encodes 828 amino acids. The record is from RefSeq and is a predicted model, not a curated record. Gene Ontology annotation, cellular component: cullin-RING ubiquitin ligase complex. Gene Ontology annotation, molecular function: ubiquitin protein ligase binding. Gene Ontology annotation, biological process: ubiquitin-dependent protein catabolic process; protein ubiquitination.
UUAAGGAGGUUUCUUUCUUGUUUGUUCUUCUCUUUUAAUAAAAAAACAAAUAUAAUAAAGAAGAAGAACAAAAUGAGCUCUUCUUAAACACUUCUCUUCUCGUCUAUGUCUCAACCCACCACCAAGCCCAAAAAGCGCUCAUCACCCUUCAGCUCCACAAAUCCCUCAUCAUCGUCCUCCUCCACUCCGACCACCGGUGGCGGCCGAGCCCCAGCUUAUUCUUCCAUGAAGAAGGCUAAGUCACAAGCUCUAGCUUGUUCUAUUGACAACAAAAACGGUCAGCACGUUCACUUUUCCUCCGAUAUCGAUAACCUUGACGACCCUUCUGGAAACUCCUCCAUGAUGGAGGAUUCCAACAUCGAGGCCUCCUCAGUUGGUGGUGGGGUUACGUCCAAUUUGUCUCGCAAGAAAGCUACCCCUCCUCAGCCUGCUAAGAAACUCGUAAUUAAGCUCCUUAAAGCAAAACCUACAUUGCCAACAAACUUUGAAGAAAUUACUUGGGCAACUCUAAAGUCAGCUAUUAAUGCGAUAUUCUUGAAGCAGCCUGAUCCAUGUGACUCGGAAAAGCUUUAUCAGGCCGUCAAUGACCUUUGUCUGCACAAAAUGGGUGGAAAUCUAUAUCAACGAAUUGAAAAAGAGUGUGAAUCACACAUGGCUGAAGCGCUACGUUCUUUAGUUGGCCAAAGUGAAGAUCUUGUCGUUUUCUUGUCGCUUGUUGAGAGGUGUUGGCAGGAUUUUUGUGAUCAGAUGUUGAUGAUUCGUGGAAUAGCUUUGUAUCUUGAUAGAACAUAUGUGAAACAAACCCCAAAUGUGCGUUCACUUUGGGAUAUGGGCUUGCAGCUUUUCCGCAAACAUCUCUCUCUUGCCUCAGAAGUAGAACACAAAACUGUUUUUGGCCUCCUACAGAUGAUUGAGACCGAAAGAUUAGGUGAGGCAGUUGAUAGAACUCUCCUUAACCAUCUUUUGAAGAUGUUCACUGCCUUAGGGAUUUAUGCUGAAAGCUUCGAGAAGCCAUUUCUUGAGCGUACUUCUGAGUUUUAUGCUGCUGAAGGUGUCAAAUACAUGCAACAGUCAGAUGUUCCAGAUUACUUGAAGCACGUGGAGGUAAGGUUACAUGAAGAACAUGAAAGGUGCUUACUCUACCUGGACGCAGGUACAAGAAAACCACUGAUAGCAACAGCAGAGAGGCAACUUUUAGAACGACACAUUUCUGCAAUUCUUGAUAAGGGUUUCACAGUGUUGAUGGAUGGUAAUCGUAUUGAAGAUCUCCAAAGGAUGUAUAUGCUAUUUAGCAGGGUCAAUGAUCUCGAAUCCUUAAGGCAAGCCCUUAGCUCAUAUAUCCGAAGAACUGGUCAGAGCAUUGUGCUAGAUGAAGAGAAAGACAAAGAUAUGGUACACAGCCUCUUGGAAUUUAAGGCCUCCCUUGAUACAAUAUGGGAAGAAAGCUUUUCUAAGAAUGAAGCUUUUAGUAACACUAUCAAGGAUGCAUUUGAGCAUCUCAUAAACAUCCGCCAGAAUCGACCUGCCGAGCUGAUUGCUAAGUUUUUGGACGAGAAGCUUCGUGCUGGGAAUAAAGGUACAUCAGAGGAGGAAUUGGAGGGGACAUUAGAUAAAGUCCUUGUUUUGUUCAGGUUUAUACAGGGUAAGGAUGUAUUUGAAGCAUUCUACAAGAAAGAUCUUGCGAAGAGACUGUUGUUGGGCAAGAGUGCUUCAAUUGAUGCUGAAAAGUCCAUGAUUUCUAAGUUGAAGACCGAGUGUGGCAGCCAGUUCACUAACAAAUUGGAAGGAAUGUUCAAGGACAUUGAAUUAUCAAAAGAGAUAAAUGAAUCCUUCAAGCAAUCUUCCCAAGCCAGAACAAAACUCCCAACAGGGAUUGAGAUGAGUGUCCAUGUUUUGACGAUGGGGUACUGGCCAACCUACCCUCCCAUGGAUGUUCGACUUCCCCACGAGCUCAAUGUCUAUCAGGAUAUUUUCAAGGAGUUCUACUUGAGCAAGUACAGUGGUAGGCGUUUGAUGUGGCAAAAUUCAUUGGGCCACUGUGUUCUGAAAGCUGAAUAUCCAAAAGGGAAAAAGGAGCUCGCAGUUUCUCUAUUUCAGACUGUUGUUUUGAUGCUUUUUAAUGAUGCGGAAAAGCUUAGCUUCCAAGAUAUCAAGGAAGCCACUGGAAUCGAGGAUAAAGAGCUGAGGAGGACUCUACAGUCUCUUGCAUGUGGAAAAGUCCGUGUUCUCCAGAAGAUUCCGAAAGGUAGAGAUGUGGAGGAUGACGAUACAUUCGUGUUCAAUGAUCAAUUUACUGCUCCACUAUAUCGUAUAAAGGUAAAUGCCAUCCAGAUGAAAGAAACAGUUGAGGAGAACACAAGCACUACUGAGAGAGUAUUUCAGGAUCGACAAUACCAGGUUGAUGCUGCUAUUGUUAGGAUAAUGAAGACCAGAAAAGUGCUGAGUCAUACCCUCUUAAUAACUGAACUCUUUCAGCAGCUUAAAUUCCCAAUAAAACCAGCUGAUCUGAAGAAAAGGAUUGAAAGCCUCAUAGAUAGGGAGUACUUGGAACGGGACAAAAACAAUCCUCAAAUAUACAACUACCUUGCUUAGAAUGUUUCCAGACAUUAAUAUUUUUUUUCCAUGUAAAUGACUUGGGAGACUUCCUCGUCAUGUUCUGUACAGUUGACUUUGUAACCAUUAAUUUUGUUGUCAUAUACAUUAUAAAGCUUAUAUUUAAGUUUAUUUCGUGUA